CCGGCGCGCCCGCCAUGGCGGCGCCCAGCGUGUUCCUGCUGGCCGUGAGCGGCGAGAUCGAGAGCGGGGAGUUCCCGGGAUUCGAUGACCUCUACUGCAAGUUCUCCUUUGUCUACGGCCAGGACUGGGUCCCCACGGCGGGCCUGGAGGAGGGAAUCUCGCAGAUCACCUCCAAGAGCAGCGUCUCGCCCACCACGCUGGUCUGGAACUUCCCCAUCGACAUCACCUUCAAGAGCACCAACCCCUUCGGCUGUGAGUGCUGGGGGGGGUCUGGCCCUGGUGCCAAAGCUCCCCCUCACCCCCGUUUCCUUGCAGGGCCCCAGAUUGUGCUCAGUGUCUACGGGCCUGACUUCUUUGGGCACGAUGUGGUCAGGGGUUAUGGAGCUGUGCAUGUGCCCUUCGUGCCAGGCAGGCACAAAAGAACCAUUGCCAUGUUUGUCCCAGAGUCCACCUCGAGGCUGCAGCAGCUCACCAGCUGGUUCACAGGGAGGCGCCCGGAAUUCACCGACCCCAAGGUGGUGGCGCAGGGAGAGGGAAGGGAAGUGACCAGGGUGCGCUCCCAGGGCUUUGUCACCAUUUCCUUCAACGUGAUCACCAAGGACCUUCACAAGCUGGGCUACGACGUGGGCCAGGGUCAGAGCCCCGGGCCCCAGGGGCUGCAGGGCCUCUGAGCCCCCCAAAACCCCCCAAACCCCAGGGGCUGCAGGGCCUCUGAGCCCCCCAAACCCCAGGGGCUGCAGGGCCUCUGAGCCCCCCAAAACCCCAGGGGCUGCAGGGCCUCUGAGCCCCCCAAACCCCAGGGGCUGCAGGGCCUCUGAGCCCCCCAAACCCCAGGGGCGGCAGGGCCUCUGAGCCCCCCAAACCCCAGGGGCUGCAGGGCCUCUGAGACCUCCAAAGCCCUGGGGCAGCACAGGGGCUGCAGGGACUCUGAACCCCCCCAAAUCCCCUCGACCCCAGGGGCUGCAGGACCUCUGAACCCCCCAGGGGCUGCAGGGCUUCUGAGCCCCCCAAACCCCAGGGGCUGCAGGGCCUCUGAGCCCCCCAGAGGGGCUACAUGACUCCUGAGCCCCCCAAAUCCCCAGGGCCUGCACAGCUUCUGAGCCCCCCAAACCCCAGGAGCUGCACAGCCUCUGAGCCCCCCAAAUCUCCUGGGCCCCAGGGGCUGCAUGGCUUCUGAGCCCCCCAAAUCCCCUACACAGCCUCUGAGCCCCCCAAAACCCUUCUGAGGGAAAGGAGGAGCUGCUCCAACUCAGUCACUCCAAAAAACACCAGCCCAGGAGGAUCUGGGGUAACAACCAAGCCUGAUCCUCCCAGCAAGGCUGAAGUGUUGUGGCAAUUGAUGUCAUUGGUAACAUUCAGUGUUUUAUUGAUAAUUAUUGUAUUUUAUUCAGUGUUUUUAGGGGUCAGGCUGUCUCAGAGUAAGGCCUGUAACAAAAUAUUUUUAUAGCAGCCUUUUGUACACCUUUUUAUAGAAUUAAUGACACAGAAAGUUUAGAGCUGUAGCAGUUUCCCUGCAGUUAAAACUUUGCAAACCCAGUUUCUCUUCAGUGAUUUUUUUUUUUUUUUGGCAAAUGAGGAAUUGAAAUUAUUGCACCUUCCAAAAAUGGUCCUGUGAAAUGCAUCCCCCUCUAAGCUUUUUUAGGCUGAAUAAAUAAACUCUGUUGUAUCAAUGGA
Molecule: messenger RNA, 1674 nt
Organism: Melospiza melodia melodia
Lineage: Eukaryota; Metazoa; Chordata; Aves; Passeriformes; Passerellidae
Gene: B9D1
Product: B9 domain containing 1
Exons: 6
Coding region: 15-671 (218 amino acids)
Biological process (GO): cilium assembly
Cellular component (GO): MKS complex
Source: RefSeq, a predicted model, not a curated record